Molecule: messenger RNA, 216 nt
Organism: Perkinsus marinus ATCC 50983
Lineage: Eukaryota; Perkinsozoa; Perkinsida; Perkinsidae
Exons: 2
Coding region: 1-216 (71 amino acids)
Source: RefSeq, a predicted model, not a curated record
AUGAGACUGAGAAUGGAUAUCGCUGAUUUAAAUCUUACUGACUUGUUCGUUGCUGAGAAGCGAGAUCAGAAACAGCAACAACAGGAGGACGCGACAGUAUCUUCUACAGCUCAUAUUGGUUAUGAUGAGAGACUCGAAAAUCUAUGGGCUAGGAACGUUACUGUCAUUUUCCCGACCAUCUGCAUUGAUAGCAACAUGUUGUCAUCAUCGUUGUGA